AUGGGCGAGAAUCUCGUCAUUUAUUACAAUGACUCCAUCGACUCGGACAACCUCGCAGCUGCUAUGGCGUUGUGGAAGGCGACAUACAAAAGGAAGAACACUCGAAACCCUUUCAAGGUGCUUCUGGGUGGACUUAUCGAGCAGGAGGAUCUUGAUAAGACCGACGGUCUCGCAGGAGCUGAUCGUCAUCUACUUCAAAUGGCUGUCAAAUCAGAAUACGGCUCAAAGGACAAUGCCGCACUUCAUGGCCGUCUUACUGCUUGGGACUUUGCUUCUUGUUUGGCCGAGUGGUCAAACAACGCCUCAAAUGAAGUUUUCGUGGACUUUGAAAGCUUAGAAGAGAUUGAGAAUCCCGUGAAUCUCAACUUUCAUCAUCAUGAAGAACUUGUCAACCGAAGCGCAGACGAACUGAAGACAUACGAGACUAUCCUGAAUGAAUCAUUUCAACAAAGAACGCAAAGCCUACAAAACUGGUACGAGGAAUGUGUCAAGAGAAUCGCACAUAAGGAAGGCAAUUCAAACACAUCCGUACAGCCGCUUAAUUUGAACGCUCUCUAUAAUGCGAUCGAAAAUGCAUCAAGUGUUCGUUUCUUUGGGGGUUCCUCUUUGAGGAUCUUGAGACUGUUUCUCGAAAAAGGAGUGGCUAGCAAGAUCAAAUGCCAUCUGCAAGUGGGUUCCUGUGAUAUGUCGGCAAAUCUAUUCGCAAAUCAGUUUAAUAUCGCCCUCAACCGAGACGCAGCCAAGACAGUGCUUAAUCGAUCAGCAGAGUUCUCAAAGUUCACCGUCGUACCUUCACAUACAGCGCAAAGUAUAAAAUACUCAGCACUAGGUCUGAAGAAUGCCGGAGGUCAUUGCUUGGAGAAGCGAAUUUUAGGCUUCAACUGCCGUGAGGAUCCCCUUAAGAUCGUCACAAACAGUGUCUCAUUAGAAGGCCAAUACUCCGACAAAUCAUACCCGAUGCCUGACUUGACCGCAUUCUUAUGUGCGCUUGUCCCCAAAUAUAUGGAAUCCUUGGGAUCAAAAGUGGGUUUCAUAGAAAUCGAUGAGAAGGAUUCCAAUGGCGCACUUCUCUUUAGACCUUCUGACAAGGGAAUUCAGAUGUACGAUUUGAGCGAGAGCACGACAUUAACGGAGUCUGAGGUGACAGCGAUUUUUGAGAAAAUAGCAAGGGGUGAUGUGCUUUUGGAUCAGGCUUGA
Fusarium poae is the source of this 1197-nucleotide messenger RNA. RefSeq lists its product as uncharacterized. The transcript has 4 exons. The record is from RefSeq and is a predicted model, not a curated record. The coding region runs from base 1 to 1197 and encodes 398 amino acids. NCBI's taxonomy places the organism in Eukaryota, Fungi, Ascomycota, Sordariomycetes, Hypocreales, Nectriaceae.